CGUCUCUUCGUUUCCGGUUCUUCACGCCGCUUCAUUACGCUCCACCCGUCUCUUAGCGAUACGUCGUGCUCAGAAAACACAACUGUCGACGCACACCCGGAAUAUCAACGAUGGGCUUGCAAGUCAGAGUCGAAUACUGCGGCGCAUGAGGGUUCGAGCCCCGCUAUCGGGAGCUCGCCCGGGUUGUCACCGCCGAGUUCCCCGAUGCGGAUGUGUCAGGCUUCGUAGGGAGACAGAGCAGCUUUGAGAUUGAGAUCAAUGGACAGCUGGUCUUCUCCAAGCUUGAGACAAGUGGCUUCCCUUAUGAGGAUGACAUCUUGGAUGCAGUCCAGAAAGCCUCCGAAGGGAAGCCGGUGCAGAAGAUCACCAAAAGUCGUCCACCAUGUGUCAUCAUGUAAAUCUCCUUCCCUCCUGCUUUAACGUCCCACUCUCGCCAACCAGCAGCACCAUGAAACGCCAUCGCAGACGCCUACUGCCACUGUCACCUGUGGUUUAAGCUGCCCCCCGCUAAUGUGCUCUGGGAACAGACCUUGCUCUGUACGACACAUACCAACAGAGAUGAACUGAAACCACUAGCCACUGUCCUGGACAAAGAGACCUAUCACCAGGCUCUGUUGUGCCUUCUGUCUCCUCUCUCUGCACCCAUUAUGGAGCUCCAGGUUGUUAAUGAUUGCUUUAGCCUAAAAAGUGUCAGGUUAUAGUAUGAUGAAUCCAAUCCUGGAAGCUUCUUCAUUAUAGGAGCAGAGACAGGGAGAAGACCUUGCAGAGUGUUGGGAGGGGGUCCACUUUUAUAUUCCACAAGCCUUGUAGCUGGGCAAACCUGACUGCCUGAUUGCUGUUUUUUUAAUUUUGUUUCCUGACAUGCAAUUAACAGUUAUUGAUUUUCAUUCAAUGCAAAAACUAGCAGUAGGUAGUAAUUUAUAGUACAGUUUGAAGCAAAACAACCCUUUAUCAUCCUAUGUCAAUUAUGCUUUUAAAACAUGUUUCUUGAGUUUAAUAAUCAUUUCAAAUACUGUUUACUCUAUGGAUUUCGGACAGUCGUUUCCUAGAAUUUUGUGCUAAGAAAAUGCUAAACUAAAUAACCUCGUAUAGAAUACCUUGCAGGUUUCUAGUUCUGUUGACCAUAAAUUAAAUUUCAGUAGCUAAUCUGCAUCAAAAUACUUUCUGUCCAUUUUUCUUGUGUCUUCUUAACUGUCUUUUUUUCUGAAUCUGUCCUCCUGCUAUCAAGAAAAACUGGCCAGGUACUUAAGGAAUCAUUAGUGAUGCUUCUGAAGACCACCACCCACUGGUCUGUCAGCUGACACUAAUUACAUACCAAAAUCUCAUUGUUUACUCAGAGGACAGAGGUGCUUCAAUAAAGUUAACGGUUAUUUCAA
Molecule: messenger RNA, 1376 nt
Organism: Myripristis murdjan (pinecone soldierfish)
Lineage: Eukaryota; Metazoa; Chordata; Actinopteri; Holocentriformes; Holocentridae
Product: migration and invasion enhancer 1-like
Exons: 4
Biological process (GO): negative regulation of apoptotic process; positive regulation of filopodium assembly
Cellular component (GO): cytosol
Source: RefSeq, a predicted model, not a curated record